This is a messenger RNA of Juglans regia (Persian walnut), 1506 nucleotides long. RefSeq names its product probable glucan endo-1,3-beta-glucosidase BG4. NCBI's taxonomy places the organism in Eukaryota, Viridiplantae, Streptophyta, Magnoliopsida, Fagales, Juglandaceae. The record is from RefSeq and is a predicted model, not a curated record. Gene Ontology annotation, biological process: carbohydrate metabolic process. Gene Ontology annotation, cellular component: plasma membrane. Gene Ontology annotation, molecular function: hydrolase activity, hydrolyzing O-glycosyl compounds. The coding region runs from base 204 to 1292 and encodes 362 amino acids. The transcript is spliced from 2 exons.
CGAAACGUAUUUUAACAUGUUUAUCAAGCUGUCGUUUUUUAUAUAUUGUACUUCCGAUUCUCGCCAACUUUAAUCUAAGUACUCCUUUUUCUGGAAAAAGCUUUUACCAGAAAACUCCAACGUCGACAUAUGCUUUAAACUUUGAAGUAAAAGGAUCCGACGACAGCUCCAGUUUGGAGGUCCCAGCUUUUUCCAUCAAAACGAUGGCAUUGAUCACAAAAUUCAGGUGUUCACCAACAAAUUUGAUGUCACGUAUUUGGAUUGCGCUUAUUCUGUCUGGCUUGGCAACCAUUCAUAACCAUAUUCGCACUGCAGUAGCAGACUUUGAUGCUUUAGGUGUUUGCCUUGGAACGUCAGGAACCGACAUCCCUGACCCGAAAACUACAGUUCAACUCUUGCACAAGUAUGGUUUCAAGAAAGUAAGGCUUCUGAGUUCCAAUAAUUGGAUGAUGGAGGCUCUAAUCAACCAGAACAUUGCCGUAACUAUUGGCAUUGCGAAUGAAGAAUUACCUAUGGUUGCAGAUACUAUUAUAGACAAUGCAGGAACGUGGUAUAACGCGAAUGUGAGGCCCUACAUUUCCAAAAUGCCUAUCGAAUAUAUUGUCAUUGGAGACGAUGCAAUUCUCAGUCCCUACAGCGAGUUCGUCAUUCCGGCUAUGACAAACAUCAUGCAAGUACUACGGCGUUUUGACCAAGGCAGCAUAAAGGUCACCGUUGCAGUUUCCACAUCUGUUUUGGAAAAAACUUUUCCACCUUCACAGGGUAUCUUUAAGGCUAGGACGAGAAACAUUAUGGUAGACAUCCUCAAAGCUAUAGCUGGGUAUAAGUUUUCACCAGUACUUAUGGUGAAUGUCUAUCCAUAUCGUUACCAUGCAGCAGGUCUCAUUCUACAAGACUUCGCGACAUUCACUGCACACAAACCUGCUAUUCAUGAUGGCAAUAAUGAUUAUUGGAACAUGCUUGAUGCACUGUUAGAUGCAUUUGUUACUGCAUUGACGAGAGAAAAUCUGGGGAGUAUACGUUUGGUGGUUGGUGCUAGUGGUUGGCCUUCUGCUGGGAAUGGUAGAUUCACGACUCCCGCGCUUGCAGCCACUUACAAUCAGAAUUUUAUGAGACGGAUAGUUAGGCGACAGGGGACUCCAGCUCAUCCAACAAAACCCAUCGAUGGUUUUGUUUAUGCAUUGUUCAAUGAAAAUAAAAAACCAGGGGGUCCUGCUGACCAACAUUUUGGGCUUCUCAAAACCGACAAAACGCCUGCUUAUAGUUUUGUGGUUCCUCACUAUUGGAGAUAAAGGUUGAAGUAUUCAAAGAUCCAGUACCAGAAUAGGUUUACGUUGCUGUUACUGAUAUUGCGCGCAUCAAAUUGCUGGUUUACGUUGUAGUUGUAUUACUUUUGAUUUUCAAAUAGCUGAUGCAUGUAUAGGAACAGAGUUACUAAAAGUUCUUUAUAAAUCAUAAACGUUGUAUACACUUCAAAAUUAAUAAAGGAUAUUUUUGCUCAUGCAA